Molecule: messenger RNA, 570 nt
Organism: Beta vulgaris subsp. vulgaris (sugar beet)
Lineage: Eukaryota; Viridiplantae; Streptophyta; Magnoliopsida; Caryophyllales; Amaranthaceae
Exons: 1
Coding region: 1-570 (189 amino acids)
Source: RefSeq, a predicted model, not a curated record
AUGUCUGAGACUCUCGAACAAAUUGCUGCUCGUUUGCGAACCCUUGAGCAAUUAUCCCAAAGUUUUGGACUUGUUCUUCAAAACCAACUCAACAACCAUGUCGGUGAGGAAUCCCAAGCAACCAUGGCCAAGAAAAUUGCCAAUUUGAAACCACCAACCUUCAUUGGUCGAGAAGAUCCUCUUGUGUUAGAAAACUGGUUGUGCGAUAUAGAGAAGAUAUUCACCUCCAAUGGAAUCCCUGACAACCAAAAGGUUGACCAUGAUACCUUUUACCUUCGAGAGGAUGCUGAUCUUUGGUGGGAAACCGAAGGACCUACCAUUCGUAUGCAACCUAAUCUUGAUUGGUCUACUUUUAAGACUGCUAUGAGGGCCCGAUUCUUUCCCGAGCACAUUAGGAGACAAAAAUGUAGUGAGUUCACUAGAUUCAAUCAAGGAUCUACUAUGAGUGUAGAAGAGUAUGCUCAUAAAUUUCAUGAAUAUGCUAGGUUUUGCCCUAAUAUGGUUCCUGAUGAAGCCUCAAAGCCUAGAAAUUUGAGGAUGGACUUAGUUUUAGAAUCCAAAAGAGACUAG